Drosophila ananassae is the source of this 2016-nucleotide messenger RNA. It is a transcript of the gene wntD, whose product is annotated as wnt inhibitor of Dorsal protein. Bases 938 to 1870 code for a protein of 310 amino acids. Gene Ontology annotation, molecular function: frizzled binding; cytokine activity. The record is from RefSeq and is a predicted model, not a curated record. Gene Ontology annotation, biological process: cell fate commitment; canonical Wnt signaling pathway; multicellular organism development. Lineage: Eukaryota; Metazoa; Arthropoda; Insecta; Diptera; Drosophilidae. Gene Ontology annotation, cellular component: extracellular region. The transcript has 2 exons.
GCAACUGAUGGUAUUUAUUGAAAAGAAUGUUUGUUUUUACCUUUACCUAAUCGAAUUAUCUUUCAAGUGCUAUGACAUCUAUCAUUAUCAAGUCAUUACUUUCAUGGUCAAGUCGACUACGAUUAUAUAGUCUACUUUUUCUUUUCGUAGACUAUCUAUAUCUGACAAAUACAAUCUGUUUGUUUAUUUGAUUUGUGGUUUUAGGCUCAGACUCUUAUGGAUCAUCAAGUAUAGACAAAUUUCCCAUAUCAAUAUCUGCAUAAUGAUGUUGAACGUCAUUUGGUCUAAUCCGAGGCAUUAACUUUUGGCAAAUCUACAAAAAUACCAACAAUAGCAACGCCAUGCCGAGAGGUUACUCUUUCCGCCGACUCACCACAAAGCGCAAUUAAUUUCCCAGAUUAUUUGUCAUAUGUUUUGUUAUAUAAUUGGCUUGGCCAGUCCAAAACCCAAACAAACCCGAGUCCGUCCCAGCCAUCCGGGCAUUAAUGUUAUGCAGUGGGAGUCCGGGGAAAUCCGGAAGUCUGAAUGGAAUUGGCUGGGAUUCAUUCAUGAGCACGACGGGCGCCGUUUGGCGGCUACCUGCCUAAGCGUGGGAAAGUUGCUUACGACAAGGGGCAUACUUCAAGCCAGGACCAAAAGGAUCCGAGCAGGUAAGCACAGGAAACUGGGCUGCUCCGCAAUUGCAUUGCGGGCUGCCAGUGGGUUUUUGUUCGUCCGCCGUCGGGGAGUUCCUGUUUUCCAAUACCUAUAGGUAUACCCCCUGCCCUGGACGCGCAAAAUUUCCAAGUGGAAAAUGGUAAAUUUCCGGUUUUUUGACCAGGCCCGAAAUUCCCACGGACCAGGGCAUCCAUCCCGUGCCUUUAAAAAGGAUACGUGCUCCAUGCAUAUCAUUCAGUCGAGCUAGCGACAUCAGAGACAUCACACAUCAGCCUACAAAAUGCUCUUCACAUUCAGUUUAUUCUUGGGCACAAUCAGCUGUGGACUGGCUGCUGUUUUGGAGCCUCUGAACUACUACCAAUACACCCAGUUCCAGGCUCCACUCUCCUGGGAAACCAUCACCGGCAAAGGCCUUCAGCUGGCUUUGUCCAGUUGCCAGCAGAGCUUUCAGUGGCAGCGCUGGAACUGCCCAGUCACGGAUUUUAUCAAGCGACAGACCAUUCCCGUGGACCACACUCCCGAUCGAGAGGAUGUAUACGUUGCGGCCAUCUCUAUGGCAGCCACGAUCCAUGCUUUGACAAAGGAUUGUGCCAAUGGCGUCAUCGCCGGAUGCGGGUGCACUGGAAAUGCCCUGGGCGUGCCCUGUGCCCAUGAGCCCGAGAAGGCACUGGAACUCUACGAGAAGCGCGUUGGACCAGGAUCAGGAGCUGCCGGCCACAAUCAAAUGGUGGUGGGCGCUCUUCUCAAACAGUCGCUGGAGCAGGAGUGCCGCUGCAAGCAACCAGGACCAGUGGCAGGCGAAUGCCUGGAGGAGGAGUGCGUGGCCGUACUGAAACCCUUCGAGCUCGUGGCCCAAGAACUACUUCAAAUGUACGACGAUGCCAUCCAACUGGACGCCACCAACAGCAAUCUGAAGAUCAUGUGGGAGAACAUCCCCCUCGACUCGCUCGUUUUCAUGCAGGAUUCGCCCAAUUACUGUGAACCGGAAGCCUCCGGCCGAUGGAAGGGCACCCGUGGACGUCAGUGCUCUAAGGGCGGCAGUGGAUCUCUCGAGGAGCGCCUCUCCUGCCAACAAUUGUGCCGAGUCUGCGGCUACCGAGUCCGCUCCCAGGUCGUCAAAACCGAGCGGAGAUGCAAUUGCAAACUGGUCUGGGGCUUCCGUCUCCAGUGUGACGUCUGCGUUCAGCAUGAUAGACAAUACUCCUGUUACUAAAAGUAUCUCAAGUCUUCAAUUAAGAGCAGGACUGGGGCGCUGGUCGAGUCCCACGUAGAAAUUCUACUUAGGAUUAAGUUAAUUUAUUGUUCACACCCUUUAUUUAUUGCCACAACAAUCACUUUUAAUAAAAACGUAAUAUUUUA